UUCUUCAUUUAGUCUUAUACUUCAGUCCGUAUAGUCUUAUAGGCACAGCCAACUGUCUCCUUUUUAUAUAGUCAAGGAUCCCAGCCUGGGGAAUACCAGAACCUACUGCAGACAAGUCUUCCUAGCUCAAUUAACCUAAUCAAUAGUGUCCCACAGGCAUGGCCACCAGCCAACCUAAUCUAGACAGUUCCUGAAAGGGGGUGCCUGAAGACUUUUCUCUUAGGUGAUUCCAGAUACUGUCAAUCAACAUUUGACAUGAACUGUAACCGUACCCCUGUCCCACUCCCCCACUGCUGUAGAGACUUGUGUACAUGGGAGCUGCCUUGGGGUGUGUAUGGUUUUAAAUGUACUUUCACCUUCUGUUUGCAGAGCCUCCACCCAAAGUGCGUCUGGUGAAUGGUCCCCACCACUGUGAAGGACGUGUAGAGGUGGAACAGGAAGGUCGCUGGGGCACUGUAUGCGAUGACGGCUGGGACAUGAAGGAUGUGGCAGUGGUGUGCCGAGAGCUGGGCUGUGGAGCAGCCAAGCACACACCUAUAGCCAUGUUGUAUCCACCAGUAGUUGAUGAAGCUCUGCCUGUGCUCAUUCAGGUGGCCCUGUGCAAUGGGACAGAGAAGACCCUGGCUGAAUGUGACCAGGUCGAGCCCUUUGAUUGUGGACAUGAUGAAGAUGCUGGGGCUGUGUGUGAAGUCUUGCCUAGCACUUCCUGAAGAUCUAAUGACCAGACACCAUCAGAUCUCCUAUUUUCUGCAUUUGGACCUCACUGGCUUAAUAGUUCCCACUGGACUUCAAGACUUCAUCUGUGAAUCAUCCUUCAACAGGAUGCAAAACAAUUUUGCUCUGAGCUUAAGUUCUAACAGCAGUAAAGAAGGCCCAAGUCCCCUAUUCCAUGGUAUCCAAGCUUGGAAAAAACUGUUCCCUUUCCAGUUCCUUCCAUAACUAUCUCCUUGGAGGGAUGAAGAGGUGGGCCCAAGUGAGAAUCACGUGUGCCUGGGCCUUCCAUCCCCUAGAUUGUGGUCAAAUAAAGC
Peromyscus leucopus (white-footed mouse) is the source of this 1028-nucleotide messenger RNA. RefSeq names its product CD5 antigen-like. Gene Ontology annotation, cellular component: membrane. The coding region runs from base 345 to 710 and encodes 121 amino acids. The transcript has 2 exons. The record is from RefSeq and is a predicted model, not a curated record. NCBI's taxonomy places the organism in Eukaryota, Metazoa, Chordata, Mammalia, Rodentia, Cricetidae.